AGAAUCGUGACUUUGACACUCCAAUAAGGUGCAGCAGUUGUCACAUACAUUAAAUCAAGCGCUCUGCGUCUGCUCCAGGGAAUCAGACACAGAAAGGGUUAAAAAGGGGGGAGGAUGCAAAAUGGCUUGAAGACAGCAGAGUGUGUGAGGGAGGAAGACAAGCACAGGGAAGCUGAGCGAGGGACAUAAUACGCAUCAUGCUGGAGAAAAGGGCUUGAAGUGAGCCUCUUUUUGUGUGUCUCUCUCCAACCUUCUUCCUUUCUACAGCACCUUACCCCUAUUCGGCACUUUUAUUGUGAGCAUUUGGCUAAGUGCCUCCGCGGCUGCGGUCAGAUUGAUGGUGAGUGCAGUGCACCAGGGCUGCAUUCAAAUCGUGAACGCUGAAGAGUGAGUAAGGACUUUGCUGAGAACUCCUGCCAAAGAGAGAGUGAAAAAAGCGAGACUAGAAAAGUCAUCGGUUGAACACACCGGGACUCAGUGUGGUCCUGGGAGAGAGUUGUAAGCCGUAGAGGUAAGAUGAAUUUAAACAAUGGUCAAACUCUGACCAUCACUGGACAGGAUUUGACCAAGGAUGGCAGCAGCAAAAGCAGUCAAGCCCCCUGGGAAGAUGCUAGGACAGUUUUGAGGCCAUCCACCCCGAGCAGGAAACCCAAACCACCAAAGCCAGAGAAUGCCAUCACCAUCGCCGUGUCGUCCCGAGUCCUCUUCAACAUGGAGAAGGAGCAGCAGAUCUACGAGCAGCAAGGCAUGGAAGAGUACAUCAAGUAUCAGGUGGAGCAUGAAACGGAGCCUUUCAGCCCCGGACCUGCCUUCUCCUUUGUCAAGGCUCUGGAGGCAGUGAACACUCAGCUGAGGGAGCUGUACCCCGAGAGCGAGGAGCUGUUUGAUGUGGUGCUCAUGACCAACAACCACGCAUAUGUUGGGCUACGGCUCAUCAAUACCAUCAAUCACCACCAGCUGUUCAUCGAGCGCUUCUGUAUGACUGGAGGAAACAGUCCCAUCGGCUACCUGAAGGCCUACCACACCAACCUUUACUUGUCUGCUGACUCAGCCAAGGUUCGUGAGGCUCUGGAGGAGGGUAUCGCAGCAGCCACCAUGUUCACCCCAGAGAAGAUGAAGGAAGUUUCUGAGACUCAGUUGCGUGUCGCCUUCGAUGGUGACGCAGUGCUCUUCUCAGACGAGUCUGAGCGCAUUUACAAGGCCCACGGACUGGACAAGUUCUUUGAGCACGAGAAGGCCCACGAAAACAAGCUUCUGGACCAUGGGCCACUCAAGGGCUUCCUGGAGGCUUUAGGAAAGCUACAGAAGAAGUUUUACGGAAAAGGGCAGCGCAUGGACUGCCCCAUCCGGACCUACCUGGUGACGGCUCGCAGCGCAGCCAGCUCUGGCACCAGAGCCCUGAAAACUCUUCGCUCAUGGGGCCUGGAGAUCGACGAGGCUCUCUUUCUGGCUGGGGCACCCAAGGGCCCAAUGCUGGAGAAGAUCCGGCCUCAUAUUUUCUUCGAUGACCAGAUGUUUCACGUGGAGGGGGCGGCGGAGAUGGGGACGGUGGCGUGCCACGUGCCCUACGGGAUAGCUCAGAGAGUUGCAAAGAAAAAGGACAAAGAGACGUCUCCCACUCUCAAGUAGCUGCAACGUUCCUGUGCAGACACUCAGGAAAUUUAAUGGACUUUUAAUUUGGCAUCUGGCAGCAGGAUUUUAAAACUGCUCGAAAAUGAAUUACACGUUCAAUUGAAAUGAAAUGAUACCCCAGUUGAUGCAAUAUCGUAGCAUUACAUUAAUAAAAAAUCCUUUUGAACUCUCUAAUGACAAUGAAAAUGUUAUUAUAGUUUAUCUAUGAACAGUUUAUUUCAGCUGCGAUAAAUUAAUAUAUUAUUUGUUUGUGCACCAAAAAGAUCCCAUUUUUUUUAUGCACUGAUGUUUUGAUCAACACCUGUGAACACUGCCCUCUUUGAAAAGACAAAAAACAGAAUUAAAACAAAGAAUUCAAAAUGAGAAAAAAAGAGAAAUCUAAGAAAACAUCUACAAAUUUUAAACAAUAUUUUACCAUAUUCAGACACCAGGUCACCACCAAUCAAAUGAAGACUAUUUUUGAUAAUAAGUUGAAUUUUAUGUUAGAGAGGUUUUAAAACUGGUGCCUUUUCUUCACUGAUGUUAUAGCAUAUUUUCUGCACGUGGUUGGAAUCAGUGUGUCGUAUAUGUGGGGGAUUGAUAUGAAUGAAUUUAACAUUACAAAUUAAGUGUAUUAGAACAUUUUAAUAUGUUUCUUUAUAUUUAUUUAAUGUGUGUUUUUGUUCAAGACAAAAAAAAUAGUUUGAACUCUCAUGUGAAAAUUUAAUUUGUUAUGUGUGUUGCUAAAAAUGCCAAACGUUCAGUGUAUGUGAUUUCACUGCCUGUCUGUCUAAUGUUGUCAUGAUGAUGGGAUGGGAAUGAGUGGGAAAUAAUGACUAAAACUGGUACUAAUGAGUAAA
Mugil cephalus (flathead mullet) is the source of this 2471-nucleotide messenger RNA. RefSeq names its product cytosolic 5'-nucleotidase 1A-like. The transcript has 6 exons. Gene Ontology annotation, molecular function: 5'-nucleotidase activity; magnesium ion binding; nucleotide binding. Bases 517 to 1629 code for a protein of 370 amino acids. Lineage: Eukaryota; Metazoa; Chordata; Actinopteri; Mugiliformes; Mugilidae. Gene Ontology annotation, cellular component: cytosol; cytoplasm. Gene Ontology annotation, biological process: adenosine metabolic process; nucleotide metabolic process. The record is from RefSeq and is a predicted model, not a curated record.